AUGGCCUCUUCAGCAAUCCAUAUGUCCCGGCUUGGCGGGCGAGUCUUCAACCACAGCGCUAGCCAAGACAUAGAGGCCGAGUAUGACCGGCUGCGCGAUCUAGCGCGGGCCGAGGGCGACAAGAAGAAGUCCUGCUUCGAUCGGGCUCACGAGGCAUAUGAGCGCGGAGACGGCGCGCAAGCCAAGGAACUCUCGGACGAAGGCAAGCGCCAUCAGAAGAAGCAAGCCGAGUACAACAAGCAGGCGUCCGAGCUCAUCUUCCGCGAGAACAACGCGCCCGGCCGCGUCGCCGAGGACACGAUCGACCUGCACGGCCAGUUCGUCGAGGAGGCCGAGGACAUCCUCGAGGAGCGCAUCCGCUACGCCCAGAGCACCGGCCAGAGCCACCUGCACGUCAUUGUCGGCAAGGGGAACCACUCGACGGGGCACGUGCAGAAGCUCAAGCCGCGCGUCGAGCGCCUGUGCCAGGAGCUGGGGCUCGACUAUGCCACCGAGGAGAACGAAGGUCGGAUGUAUGUCGACUUGAGGGGUGGAAGAGUCGAGGCGCCGCCUCCGUUGCCUGCGCAGCCGCCGGGUUAUCAGGGAGGGUAUGGUGGUGGCGGUGGUGGGCAUCACCAGCAACACCAUCAGCAUCAUCACGCUGACAGCGGCGGCGAAUAUGGGCAGCGGCCACCACAGCAGCAGCACCAGCGGCCGCCCCCACAGCAACGGGAGGAGGAUAUUUUCAGUUGCCUCAAGAGCUGCUGUCUGGUCAUGUAA
Parathielavia appendiculata is the source of this 759-nucleotide messenger RNA. RefSeq names its product DUF1771-domain-containing protein. NCBI's taxonomy places the organism in Eukaryota, Fungi, Ascomycota, Sordariomycetes, Sordariales, Chaetomiaceae. The transcript is spliced from 3 exons. The record is from RefSeq and is a predicted model, not a curated record. Bases 1 to 759 code for a protein of 252 amino acids.